Messenger RNA from Styela clava, 2817 nucleotides. Its product is annotated as NAD-dependent malic enzyme, mitochondrial-like. The record is from RefSeq and is a predicted model, not a curated record. Gene Ontology annotation, cellular component: mitochondrion. Gene Ontology annotation, molecular function: NAD binding; malate dehydrogenase (decarboxylating) (NADP+) activity. Lineage: Eukaryota; Metazoa; Chordata; Ascidiacea; Stolidobranchia; Styelidae. Gene Ontology annotation, biological process: pyruvate metabolic process; malate metabolic process.
AAUCAGCUGAUCGCCGGUGUCUGUUACGCAUCAGUCAUCACCGUCUAAACAUAGAUCUGUUUAAUUUUGUUUAACUUAGCUGACGAGAUAUUCUGGAAUUGCGCUUAUUUGAAAUUUGCGUCUUAGGACCAGCUUCAUUGGUUGUUACUAUAGUCUAACGUUAUAUUCCUUUAGUAAUAAACACCGAUGAUGUCAGCCAGAUAUUUGCUUAGCACUGGGCAAAAAUGGAGACAGGUGUUGAAAUCUUUCAACCCAAAUCACAAUGCAAGAUGCAUUGCUUCUUCAUCGAAAUGUUGCAAUUCUUAUGCACAGGGAGUUCACACAAGAGAGCUUGGCGGAAAACAGUUAUUGCUUGAUCCACAUACAAACAAGGGUCUUGGAUUUACUUUAGAAGAGAGACAAAUACUUGGAAUGCAUGGACUGUUGCCUCCUAUUGUGUUAGAUCAAGAUAGGCAAUUAUCUAGGAUAAAGAAAGCUUACAGUCAAAUACAAACUGAUCUUGAAAGAUAUUCUUUCCUCACUGAUUUACAAGAACGAAACGAGAAAUUAUUUUUCCGAAUGUUACAAGAUGAUAUUGAACUUGUGAUGCCAAUUGUUUAUACUCCGACUGUUGGACUAGCAUGUAUGCAGUAUGGAAAUAUUUUCAGAAGGCCCAGGGGAAUGUUCAUAACGAUCCAUGACCAAGGUUACAUAGCAGAUAUAUUGCAAAAUUGGCCAGCGAAAGAUGUGCGUGCGGUUGUUGUCACAGAUGGACAAAGGAUUUUGGGACUUGGUGAUUUAGGAAGCUAUGGGAUGGGAAUUCCAUGUGGAAAAUUGGCUUUAUAUACAGCUUGUGGUGGAAUUCACCCACACCAGUGCCUACCUGUGUGUAUUGAUGUUGGAACUGACAAUGAGAAAUUGCUUUCUGAUCCAUUUUACAUUGGUUUAACACAUAGAAGAGUAACUGGUAUCGAAUACGAUGAGUUAAUUGAUGAAUUCAUGGAGGCUGUUUCUGAUACUUUUGGAAGGCAAGUUCUCAUACAGUUUGAAGAUUUCGGAAAUCACAAUGCUUUUAGAUUUUUACGGAAAUACAGAAAUCAGUUUUGCACUUUUAAUGACGAUAUACAAGGUACAGCAUCUGUAGCAGUGGGAGGCUUAUUGACAGCAGAAAAAAUUGUAAACAAGAAAUUGACUGAUAUGAAAUUUCUAUUUGCUGGUGCAGGGGAGGCAGCUCUCGGGAUUGCAAACUUGUUAACACGGCACAUGUGGGAAAGUGGAAAACCUAAAAAUGAGACUUACAAAAAUAUAUUUCUUUUCAACAAAGAUGGUCUACUUGUGAAAAAUCAGCCUCAGCCACUAGAAAGUCCAGAGCAAUCGAACUACGCUCACGAUCACAAUUAUAUUGAGGAUUUUAAUGAAGCUGUAAAAACAAUAAAGCCAGAUGCAAUAAUAGGUGUUGCUGGAGCAGGUCGUCUAUUUACCAAAGAUGUUUUAGAAAGCAUGGCUGAAAUCAAUGAACGACCGAUCAUUUUUGCAUUAAGUAAUCCAACUGAUAGAGCUGAAUGUACUGCAGAGGAAGCAUACACACAUACUAAGGGACAAUGCAUAUUUGCAAGUGGAAGUCCAUUUGACCAAGUCACACUUGAAGAUGGAAGGACCUUCACAUCAGGACAGGGAAAUAAUGUCUACAUUUUUCCAGGUGUUGCUCUUGGUGUAAUAUCAUGUGGAGUGAGGCAUAUACCUGAUCAGAUUUUCUUGAUUGCAGCAAAGACAUUAGCGAAUGAAAUGACACCUGAAGAGGUAUCGCAAGGUCGAGUUUACCCCAAUCUGAAGAGAAUUCAAGAUGUCUCCAUCAAUAUUGCAGUUAAGAUUGCCGAGUAUGUAUAUGCCCACGGUAUGGCAGGUCAUCAACCAGAACCAGUGGAUAAAUAUGAUUUCAUCAGAUCACAAAUGUACAGUACAGAUUAUGAAUCUCUUCUACCUUCGAGAUAUGAUUGGCCCGAAGAUGUUAUGAAACCACAAGGAAAAGGUUGCAAAGGAGGAUUAAAGAAAGAAUAAAAUAUUUCUGUGAAAAAUUCAACAUUUUUGUACAAACAUUUUUUUCUUGUCUUCCUUGUGAAACGCUACAUUUCACACUUUCAUUCACAAAUACUUUUGAGAUACACUAUUCAAGACUUAAGAUGAAUUUUCUCAUAAAAUACCUAUUGACUGACUUGUUAACGCUUUUUUAAGAAUUCAAUUUUGUUAAGUAUGAUUUGAGUCAAUUCCAACUUUAAGUUGAUGAAGUCAAAUCACCAGGUCAAAGGUCACGUAAACGCCAUUAUAUGGAGUCAUUCCCAAGAGAUCUGCCCUAUUAUAACACAAUUUGGUAACAAAAAAAAGUUUAUUGUCUGAUAUGCGUAUUAAUAUAUUUAGCCUCGAUUCAUACUUAAUGAUAAUUGUAUUAGAGCUCAUGUUUGCAAGACAAAUAGUGAUUUCUUAUAUAUGAGCAGUGGAUUGUUUCGACAAACAGAUUCCCAUUGAAGCAACAUUUUUGUUGCAAAUAACCAGUAUGCUAACGGGGUUUUAAGAGUUUAUUAAUGUCAUUCACGCUUUAUACCUUGUGUAAAUUGCCUUUCAUAGUCAUUUUCACAUUUUUCGUUCUGUAGUCUUUCCAUGCAAUCAUUUUCUUACAAAUUGCAGUUUCUUCAUUUUUGCUUUUUUUGAACACUGUUUUCAUGUGUUAAAGUUCCCUUUAUUGAGUAUAUGACUUUAUGAAGUCAACAAUAUAUAGUCAAACUAUAAAAAUAAAACUGUGAUAUAUCAACAGACAUAAUUAUAUUACUAUAUUGUAUUGCA